Rotaria sp. Silwood2 is the source of this 1218-nucleotide messenger RNA. Lineage: Eukaryota; Metazoa; Rotifera; Eurotatoria; Philodinida; Philodinidae. The record is from the annotation of a GenBank genome assembly.
AUGGAUCAUAGUCGACGAGGAGCUAAGAAAAUCGAAGAACAACUUGUAUUAAAUGUAUUCAAUACAAGUUCUACUGAUGAACAAUCGACGACUGGUCUCAAUGGUCAAUUCAUCCAUUCACAAUUACUGAUUAAUUAUAACAAAAAUGAAUUAUCUAUUGUUCAUGAAUUUGAAGAAAAUUAUUCAUCGGAUCGAGCAAUUUGGUGGUAUACACGUGAAUCAUUCUUAUAUCGACAAUUGAGCAAAGCUCUUCGUGUACAAAAUAUUGAUUUAUUAUUUAUUUUUCGUUUUUUUAUUCGUGAUAUUCAAGAACAACUCGAAAAACAUCAAUGUUCAUCAUCUAUUCGUGUUUUUCGAGGUCAAUUAAUGUUAAAUGAAGAAUUCAAAUUAUUGAAAGAUUCAAUUGAACAAUUAAUUUCAAUGAAUCCAUUUCUUUCAAUAAGUAUCGAUCGUCGACUGGCUCUAUCUUUUCUUUAUUCUUCAACUGUAUCAGAUAAUAUGCAAAGAAUAUUAUUUGAAAUUGAUGGCGAUCCUCGACUGGAAGGUAUCCGACCAUUCGCUAACAUUACCACCCUUAGUUAUUUUCCCGGUGAAGAAGAAGUACUUUUUAUGUUAGGAUCGAUCUUUCGUUUAGUCAACAUUGAUCAAAAUGAUCGCGGAAUUUGGAUCGUUCGAUUAACAUUAUGUAAUAAUAGUGAUCCUGAUCUACAAGCUGUUUUUGAUUAUAUGAAAAAUCAAUAUCGUAAUGGUGAAACAACUAUUCUUUCACUUGGCUUUAUAUUAGCACAAAUGGGUAAAUAUGAUGAAGCAGAGAAAUAUUAUCGCCGUCUAUUAAAAGAAAUAAAUCCAACUGAUUAUGAAGAUAUCAGUGCUUGUUAUCAUAAUUUUGGUAAUUUAUUUGAUGAUAAAGGUGAUUAUCAGUCGAGUCUUGAUUGGCAUCAUAAAGCACUUGAAAGCAUGAUAAAAAUAUUCAAAUCGGUUGAUUCCAGAAUAGCAACUAGUUUUAAUAGCAUAGCUGCUGUUCAUUCGAAAAUGAAUAAUUAUGAUGAAGCACUCGAUUGUUAUUUGAAGGCAUUGAAGAUCUGGAAACAAGCAUUAGGUGAAGAACAUCCGAAUAUUGGUCAAUGUUUAAGUAAUAUAGCUGGUAUCUAUCAAAUGUACGGGAAAAGUUCGGAUGCACUCGAAUAUUUGCAAAAAGCUUUAAUUAUUUAUCAGUGA